AUGGACAAGAUCAAGGAGAGAAUGAACAACCUCCGCCUGGAGGCUGACGAUGCCCAGGCCAAGGUUGAGGAGUUGAAGGUCAAAGUGAGGACGCUGGAACAGGAGAACCUGGCCAAGGAGCAGGAAAUCACAUCCCUCAACCACCGAAACCAGCUCUUGGAGGGUGAGGUGGAGAAGUUGGAACUCGCCGUGAAGGAGGCCAAGGACUCUGCCACCCAGAGUGCCCAGCACGACACCCAGAACGAAGCCCUUCAGAGACGCCUGCAGCUGCUGGAGGAAGAGGCUGAGGAAGCCGAUCGGAAUCUGCGCGAGACCAACGAGAAACUCCGCCAAACCGACGUCAAGGCCGGCCACUACGAGCGUAAAGUCCAGGCCCUCGAAGCGUCUCGUGACCAGUGGGAGAGCAAGUACGAGGAGAUGGCCAAGAAGCACAGCGAGCUCGAGAAGGAUCUCCACGACCUCGAGGUUUCCAUCAGCAACGUCUAA
This is a messenger RNA of Aspergillus melleus, 486 nucleotides long. RefSeq names its product tropomyosin (gene TPM2). NCBI's taxonomy places the organism in Eukaryota, Fungi, Ascomycota, Eurotiomycetes, Eurotiales, Aspergillaceae. The record is from RefSeq and is a predicted model, not a curated record. The coding region runs from base 1 to 486 and encodes 161 amino acids. The transcript is spliced from 3 exons.